Messenger RNA from Acomys russatus (golden spiny mouse), 3071 nucleotides. Its product is annotated as zinc finger protein 420-like. The record is from RefSeq and is a predicted model, not a curated record. The transcript has 3 exons. Gene Ontology annotation, molecular function: RNA polymerase II cis-regulatory region sequence-specific DNA binding; DNA-binding transcription factor activity, RNA polymerase II-specific. The coding region runs from base 207 to 2411 and encodes 734 amino acids. Gene Ontology annotation, biological process: regulation of DNA-templated transcription. Lineage: Eukaryota; Metazoa; Chordata; Mammalia; Rodentia; Muridae.
ACCUGAAGCAUCUCUUUCCCAUGUGCAGGUCUCCCCACUGCUCAGCCAGAUCUGCUCACCUGUGAGUGACAACUAAGAGCCAGAGAUGGUGAAGACAGAGUAGACUGUAGCAAAGGACCCAGGAUCUGUUGACGUUUAGCAAUGUGGCUGUGGACUUCUCCCAGGAGGAGUGGGAGUUUCUCGACUCUUCUCAAAGGGCUUUGUACAUGGACGUAAUGUGGGAGAAUUACAGCAACCUAGUUUUUGUAGAGAACCAUUGCAUAUGUGGUAAAUAUGAGGAGGUUGUGGAUCAAGGCUCAAAGCAUAUUGUCUGUCAACAUGCAAGUACCCAAAAGAAGUCUUACACAUGUUGUGAGUUUGGCAAAAUAGUUCAUGAAUCCUCCCAAGGUGUACCUUAUAACACAAACGAUACUACAGAAAACUGCGAGUACAGAAGUGGGAACCUCAAGGAUGCCGCCAUUGAAUCAUCAACUCCCACGACACAGAAAAGUGGGAACACUGGAGAAGAACAAGACAAAUAUAAAGAUUAUAAAGAAUAUUUAAAUUUGUGUUCUGUCAUUAGCCAAUAUCAACAAGUCCACACUGGAAAGAAAGAACACAAAAAUACAGAGUAUGAUACAUUUUUUGACUCGAAACAUGAACUCACGAUGAAACAACUCUGUAGUGGACAGAAACCAUACCAGUGCAGGAAAUGUGGAAAAUGCUUCAGGACCUAUUCGAGCCUCUAUAGACACCAGAGAGCUCAUCCUGGGGAGAAACCCUAUAACUUUACAGAAUGUGACAAGCCCUUUCUGUAUUUGUCACACCACAAUGUACAUUACAACAUUCAUUAUGGAGAAAAACCGUACAAAUGUACAGAGUGUGGUAAAUGCUUUUAUCAUUCAUCAGGCUUUAAAAGACAUUACAGAAUCCACACUGGAGAGGAGACUUGCAAAUAUAACGGUGGUAGAAAAUCCUUUCUCUGCUGCUUAGGUCUUAGAAAACCUCAUAAAAUUCAUGGAGGAGGAAGACCUUAUGAAUGUAAGCAAUGUAGCAAGUCCUUCUAUACGUUAUCACACCUUGAACAGCAUUACAGAAUCCACCGUAGAGAGAAACUUUACCGAUGUAACGAAUGCGGCAAGUUCCUUUCCACUUCUUCAGGCCUUCAAAGGCAUCAGAGAAUUCAUAGAGGAGAGAAAUCUUACGUAUGUUCAGAUUGUGACAAAUGUUUUAUCCAGAAGUCCCAACUUAAAACACAUCAAAAGAUUCAUACAGGAGAGAAAACUUACAAAUGCAGUGAAUGCGAGAAAUCCUUCACCGUUGGCUCAUCUCUUAGAAUACAUCAAAGAAUCCAUACUGGAGAGAAACCCUAUGAAUGCAGUGAGUGUCACAAGUGCUUUGUCCAGCAAGCCCACCUGAGACGACAUCAGAAAAUUCACACAGGAGAGAAACCUUACAAAUGCGGUGAAUGUGACAAAUCCUUUACCGUUGCCUCAGAUCUCAGAAUGCAUCAGAAAAUCCAUACAGGAGAGAAGCCUUACAAAUGUGGUGAAUGUGACAAAUGCUUUAUCCAGAAAGCUAAGCUUAGAAAACAUCAGAGAAUUCACACAGGCGAGAAACCUUACAAAUGUAGUGAAUGUGACAAAUCCUUUACUGUUGGCUCAGACCUUAGAACGCAUCAGAAAAUUCAUACCGGAGAGAAACCUUACAAAUGUACUGAGUGUGACAAAUCCUUUAUCCGGAAAGCCAACCUUAGACGACAUCACAGAAUUCAUACGGGGGAGAAACCGUACAAGUGUAGUGACUGUGACAAAUGCUUUAUCCAGAAAGCCAAUCUUAGAACUCAUCAGAGAAUUCACACAGGAGAGAAACCUUACAAAUGUAGCGAAUGUGGAAAAUCCUUCACGGUUGGCUCAGACCUUAGGAAGCAUCAGAAAUGUCACACCGGAGAAAAACCUUACAAAUGCAAUGAAUGUGAGAAAUGCUUUAUCCGGAAAGCCCACCUUAGAAGGCAUUACAGAAUCCAUACAGGAGAGAAACCUUACAAGUGUAGUUACUGUGCCAAAUGCUUUAUCCAGAAAGCCAAUCUUAGGACACAUCAAAAAAUCCAUACAGGAGAGAAACCUUACAAAUGCAGUGACUGUGACAAACGCUUUAUCCAGAAAGAUCAUCUUAGAACACAUCAGAGACUUCAUACAGGAGAGAAACCAUACAAAUGUAGCGAAUGUGAAAAAUCCUUUACUGGUGGCUCCGUUCUUAGAAAACAUCAGAAAAUUCAUACUGGAAGAAGUGUGAAUUUUAGCAAUGCCGUGAAUCUGACUAACCCUUUAUCUAAGAAGCCCACCUUAGAACUCAUCAAAGAAUUGAUACAGGAGAGAAGCCUAAUAAAUGCAGUGUGUAUGGCCCAGUCUCUACCUGCCUCUCAGGCCUAAGAAAACAUCAGAAACUUCAUACUGGAAUAAAAGAAGUUUCAAUAGCAAAUAAUAUGGCAUAUGCUUUGUCCAGACUCUGUUCUAAUGGGCCACUACAGGUUCCCCACUAGAGAAUAGUUGUGAAUAUGAGAAACCUGGGAAUGCCUUUAAGUAAUUACGUCCAAAUCUUGGUGAAAAAAUAUCAAGACUUUAAACUGAAGGAAUAAAUGCAAAUGUGACAUUGUAGAAAAAAAAAUUGUUAAAAUGUUUUACUUUUUCAACCUCAACCUAUUUCAUAGUGAAGACGAAAUGGAGAAUCCUGAAGAAUAUUCUAUUGUGUAGCAGUUUUGUUUUGUUGUUUUCGUUAUUUUUGAGACUAAAACAUUUCAUCCUCUAGGGAAGCGAAUUAAAACAGGAAAUAAACCGCUCAAAAUAGCAUCAAGAAGUCCCUGAAGCAGACAGGAAUCAUUGUGCUUAAUAACAUCUGAAGAAACUCACACCAGUGUUGCUGCUUAGAAGGGGUUUGAUGGAUUGAACCAGUAAGAGACGAUGCCCUUUUCCCUGUAGAUAAGCCUACAGUUGUGUAGUGUGCUCUGGGUGCUCAGUGUUCAUAAGCUGUAUUUCAUGUUGGUUUGCAUUUCAUGAUGGCAAUUGUCUUUGAAUCCCUUAUGCUCCUAGAAG